AUUAUCAAUUUCGUUGUUGUCGCUAACAGCCCGCGUCUCCUUCUUUGUCUUCUGUCCAAGAUAAAUGCUAUUGUGUUUGAAGUAAUCUUCAAUUUCGGACAGUUUCUUCCUAUGCGUUUCCGGGAGGAACACAAAAGUGAAGAUAACGGCCCCGAGGGAGAGCCCGGAGAAAAACCACUGAACCCCCGCCGAGCCACCCAAGGCAAUUUCCAUAUUGACGUAAUUUUGCACGGCAAAAAACAUAAUCAUGUUGACAACACUAAGAGAAAUACUAUGAGCCAUACUCCGGAUUUUUAAUGGAAAUAAUUCAGCGGUCAUGGUCCAUGGUAUUGUCAAUAACCCCACCAUGGACGCCACCACGUAAAACAGGAGGAACAACACGGGAACCCAUGUCAAGUUAGUGGUACCAUCCUUGAUCCAGGAAGUGAACAACCCGGAAACCAACAUGGCGGCCGCCAUCCCGGACCCACUUAUCAUUAUCAGGAGUCUCCGGUUGAAACGCUGGAGCAUCCAAGUGUUCAAAAGCGACAUUAUCAGUCUUAUCACUCCGAUCAAGAUCGACGCGAUGUAGGGAUUCACAGUGGUGCCAACAUUCUCGAAAAAACUGACUGAGUAAAAGAGAAAAAUGUAAAUCCCUGAGUAUUGUUGGAAGAAAAAAAGACCGGAAAGGAUCAAAAGGGGCUUAUAACCAGUGGGUUUGAGAAACUCGCGAAUGACGUUGCCCCCAUCUUGGGGGUCACUUUUCUUCGUUUCGUCUUCUUUCACCAGAAGAUUGAGUUGCAUUUCGGCGAAAGUUUUACUCUAAAAUUGAAUUUUUAAUUUUGGGGGUUAUUCCAAGGUCAAGUACCUGGUUUGGGGGCUGCGGUUGGUAUUUAUGGAACCAGUUUAGGGCCUUUCGGGCCUCUUCAACCCUCCCUUUGGAAAUCAACCAAAUCGGACUUUCGGGUAUCAAAAAUAUGAGACAAAACGGAAUGAUUAGGUAAAUGUUGCAAAGCCAAGCUAUCAGCCUCCAAUUUAUUAACCAACCCUUGAAAUAUGCAAUUACCAUCCCCAAAGACACGUAGGUGGGCCCCAACGCUAUCAGUGACCCCCUCAUGUCUUUCCGCGCGAUUUCUGUUAUGUAAACCACGGCGGGGUUUGUUGAUAAGGCUAGAAUUUAUCAUUUAGGGAAAAUUUCACUCAUUUUUGUAAUUUACUAGAGGCAAGGCCUGAAAAAAUCCUCCCAAUUAUAAUCAUGGGGACGCUCCCUGAAGUCGCAAGGAGCACCCAACCAAUCACCCCUGGCACUACUGAUAGUUUCAAAACUGCGAUUCGGCCCCACUUAUCCAUCAAAUAGCCGCUUAAAAUUGACCCGAAGGGGGCCACAAGGGCUAAAACACUCGCAAUCCAAGACGUUUCCGUUUUAGUUACCGGAAUAUCACUACUGCUCUCCAAUUGGGGGAUCAAAACCGCCGAAUAUGCAAGGGCUAUGCCCACAACGAUGUGAUUUGACGUUGCAAUGACUGCUGCAAUAAUCUAUUUAAAAUUAGUAGAGUUUAAGUUUGUCAAACUUACUUGAGGUGAAAGAUUUUUGAAGUUGCGUUGUUCAUAUUGACUCAGUGAUUUUGUACUAGCAGUGAAGUCGAGUCGGGUGUCUCGUUGGGCGCUAUAAUCGCAAUUUUGAAUGAAAUUCGCAAUUUGGGGGUAAUUACCUUAGAUUGUAACUGCUUGCACUACAAAAAUUAAUUAAAAAAGUGUUUUAUGAUUGAAGGAGUUUACCUUAAAGGGUCCAUGACGAGUACUACAAAAUUUCAGGUAUUUAAUCGCUUAAAUAGAAUUGAUGUCAAGAUAGUAUUAUCAUUUCAAUUACUAAUUAAAAUUUUGAUUAUUAAGAGAAUUUAAAAUUGCCGCCUAAAUUUAGACAACACAUUAUACACGCAAACAUAACCAAAAAGAAAUGGCUUCAGUGUCAAUUAAGAAAGAGAUUCCUGAUUAUAUCCUGAUUGAGGAUGAUGUCAAAAUUGAGGAGACUUGUCUCCAAGCCAGUGAGGGGGCUAUCAGCCCCCCUAGAAGUGUCAUAAUUGAGGAAAAGCUGUCAGUUUGUUCAAUGUGUAAAUGUGGGUUUCAGAGAUGCACAAAUGUCAAAAUUUGGAACGAGUCUGAUUUAUAUAAAUGUAAUAAAUGUAUCCUCCACUCGAGACUGAAUCAAGUUUUUAAUUCCAAAUUCUUGGUAACUAAGCGAAAAGGGGGGAAUUACCCUGCGAAAAAACGUAAAAAACCAGUUUUGGAGGAUGAUAGUAGUAGCGACAGCGAUGUGGUAAUUGUUGAGUCAAAGGGAGAGACUAUUAGUGACAGUAUUUUUGUUACCAAAGUUUUGUAUGUUUGCUCCAAAUGUAAGGUGAAAUUCGAAAGGAGUGACACUGUGGGUCUGAAGGAGGCUUCUGAUUGGUCCAAAUGUAACAAAUGCAUAUUGCAUGGCCGCCUCAAUUCAGUUUUUACACCCGGAAGGAGAAAAAGUCAAUUUAAAUAAUUUUAUUGUAAUAUUUGUUAUACAAUAUCACAAGAUUUGUCUCUAACACACUAAUUGUCUUCAUAAAGCACAGUUCGUAAAAUUCCUUACAAAAA
Messenger RNA from Tribolium madens (black flour beetle), 2604 nucleotides. RefSeq lists its product as uncharacterized. The transcript is spliced from 3 exons. Bases 1937 to 2509 code for a protein of 190 amino acids. The record is from RefSeq and is a predicted model, not a curated record. NCBI's taxonomy places the organism in Eukaryota, Metazoa, Arthropoda, Insecta, Coleoptera, Tenebrionidae.